Messenger RNA from Glarea lozoyensis ATCC 20868, 1626 nucleotides. Its product is annotated as P-loop containing nucleoside triphosphate hydrolase. Gene Ontology annotation, cellular component: P-body; cytoplasmic stress granule. The transcript is spliced from 3 exons. Lineage: Eukaryota; Fungi; Ascomycota; Leotiomycetes; Helotiales; Helotiaceae. The record is from RefSeq and is a predicted model, not a curated record. Gene Ontology annotation, molecular function: mRNA binding; ATP binding; RNA helicase activity. Gene Ontology annotation, biological process: P-body assembly; cytoplasmic stress granule assembly. Bases 1 to 1626 code for a protein of 541 amino acids.
AUGGCAGACGCUCUGACAAAUCAACUAGAAUCUACAACCUUAGCUGGUGAGGCUGGGCCAGAUGAUUGGAAGAAGGCACUAAAGGUUCCUGCCAAGGACACAAGACAUCAGACGGAAGAUGUUACCGCCACCAAAGGGCUGGAUUUUGAGGAAUUCAAACUCAAGCGGGAUCUGUUGAUGGGGAUUUUUGAGGCUGGAUUCGAGAAGCCAUCACCGAUCCAAGAAGAGGCUAUCCCUGUCGCCCUUACUGGACGAGACAUUCUCGCUCGUGCAAAGAAUGGCACUGGCAAAACUGCCGCGUUCGUUAUUCCAGCGCUCGAACGCAUCAAUCCUAAAAGCUCGAAGGUCCAAUGUUUGAUUCUUGUUCCAACCCGAGAAUUGGCUCUGCAAACAUCUCAAGUGUGCAAGACACUGGGAAAGCACCUCGGCAUUAAUGUUAUGGUUACCACGGGUGGUACAACUUUGCGCGAUGAUAUCGUACGCUUAGCAGAUCCGGUUCAUAUCAUCGUUGGCACACCAGGCAGAAUUUUGGAUUUGGCUGGAAAGAAUGUGGCCGACCUCAGCGAAUGUCCUAUGUUCAUCAUGGACGAAGCUGAUAAACUCCUCUCACCUGAAUUCACCCCUGUAAUUGAACAACUUUUGCAAUUCCACCCGAACGACAGACAAGUCAUGCUAUUUAGCGCGACCUUCCCUAUCACCGUCAAAACCUUUUCAGACAAGAAUAUGCAGAGUCCUUACGAAAUUAACCUUAUGGACGAACUGACGCUUCGCGGUAUCACGCAAUACUAUGCUUUUGUGGAGGAAAAGCAGAAGGUCCACUGUCUAAACACAUUGUUUUCCAAGCUCCAGAUUAAUCAAUCGAUCAUCUUUUGCAACUCCACAAAUCGGGUUGAGUUGCUCGCAAAGAAGAUUACCGAAUUAGGAUACUCAUGUUUUUACAGUCACGCUCGAAUGAUUCAAGCGAAUCGUAACAGAGUGUUCCACGAUUUCCGCAAUGGUGUUUGCCGAAAUCUUGUUUGUUCUGAUCUGCUCACCCGAGGUAUUGAUAUACAAGCUGUCAAUGUUGUCAUCAAUUUUGAUUUUCCAAAGAACGCUGAAACGUAUCUUCAUCGUAUUGGUCGAUCUGGUCGUUUCGGGCAUCUUGGUCUUGCGAUCAACCUGAUUAACUGGGAGGACCGCUUCAAUCUUUAUAAUAUUGAGCGAGACUUAGGAACCGAAAUCCAACCAAUUCCGCAGACCAUCGACAAAAACCUCUACGUCUACGACAGCCCAGAGAACAUUCCACGACCGAUUUCAAACUUCCAGACAAAUACCCGUCAGCCUAGCGGAAGAGAACAACCUCGGGAACCUCAACAGCAGUCUGGCAACCAAAGACCGAACACUCAAGGUGGCUAUAGCAACGGUCGACAGAACGGCUCAAAUCAGAACCAAGGCCAGAGACAACCACAGGGACAGCGUCAAGGCCCAGGACAAAAUUUCUCUCGUGGGAAUGGCAGGUUCGAUCACAAUAACCGCCGUGGAGGAGGGGCCCCAGGCGGUACUCAGAGCCGACAGAAUCAGAAUCAGACCCCAAAUGGCUACGAAGGUCAAGGACGAGGAGGGGGCCGCGGCCAACCCCCUCAAUAA